CAGCUUGCUGUCUCGAGCCCUCUGGCCAGAUGAUUGUCAAGAAGCUCAAGGUUCGGCCGCGGAAGAACCCGCCGACGAACCUAUGCGCUCCUGAGCUGGCUACGCUGCUGGGCUGCUGGGCCGCCUCGAACGACUAUGGCUCGACGGAGAAGUGCAGAGAGGUGUCUCAGGCGUUAUACGAGUGCAUGCGGAACGCGCCCAUGAAAGGCAAGCAACAUAGACCCACGAUCAACUACCACCUCGCCCGGCUCGGCAAGAACUUGAAAUAGACUCGACUCGCCGGUAGCACCAUCAAAAGCCUUUGGGGACGCUCGCGCUGCACCGGACGUCCGGUGGGGGAGGGGGGGGGGUUGCUAUUAUCAUAUUGCAGCGUCGAGGAGGGCAGGCCGUGGAUAUCGUACCAUGCUGUAGUAAGAGAAACUAUUGCUCUACGCACUGCCCACGCUGUAUUUAUGAUGCUGCUUUCCUAUAUACAGCAUCUACUCUAUCGCGUCUCUGGCGCAGUAAUGAUCACUACCUAUACAGCCCAGCCGGACGGCGCGUGUAUUUUCCUCUCAAAUUUUCAGAGAUUUGACGGCGCUGUUCAUGGCGCUGUUCUGGA
Gloeophyllum trabeum ATCC 11539 is the source of this 601-nucleotide messenger RNA. RefSeq lists its product as uncharacterized. Lineage: Eukaryota; Fungi; Basidiomycota; Agaricomycetes; Gloeophyllales; Gloeophyllaceae. Gene Ontology annotation, molecular function: structural constituent of ribosome. The transcript is spliced from 3 exons. The record is from RefSeq and is a predicted model, not a curated record. Gene Ontology annotation, cellular component: mitochondrial small ribosomal subunit. Gene Ontology annotation, biological process: mitochondrial translation. Bases 30 to 269 code for a protein of 79 amino acids.